AUGCAUUCCAUCCUUGCUUCGGCCGUUGCCCUCUCUUCACUGCUCCCUCUGAGCCUCGCUCAGACUUCGGGCACAUUGAACACCCUGACAUUUAACGUUGCUGGCCUUCCUGCUGCCCUCAAUGGCAACGAUGUCCCUGGUGACAAGACGACCAACACUGCUCGUAUCGGAGAGCUUUUCACAAAAUACAACAUCUCGCUCAUCCAUGUUCAAGAAGACUUCAACUACCAUGCUACUCUCUAUGCGAACGACAAGCACCCAUACCGAACGGCUACUAGCGGUGGUGUACCCUUUGGUAGCGGUCUGAACUCGCUGAGCAACUUCCCCUUUACCAGCUUUAACAGGGUCAAGUGGAACACUUGCAGUACUUUUGAUAGCGCAGACUGCCUUACACCCAAGGGCUUCACUGCCAUGCGAGUCAAGUUCGCCGAGGGCGUUGUCAUUGACGCAUACAACCUCCACGCAGACGCUGGCACCACGGACGCCGACAACAAAGCCCGAGCAGACAACCUCCGCCAAGUCUCCGACUACAUCAAAACCUACUCCAUCGGCAACCCCGUCAUCGUCUUCGGCGACUCAAACUCGCGCUACACACGCACCGACGACAUCCCCGCCAUCUUCAAGGAGCAAAACGGCAUGACGGACGUGUGGGUCGAGUUGAUCAAAAACGGGGUUCCGCCCGCCAAAGGCGCCGACGCGCUCCUCUGCUCCAACCCCUCGACAACCAACGAGUGCGAAAUCGUCGACAAAACCUGGUACCGGGGCUCCGCAGCCGUCCAGCUCACAGCCAAGACGUUCGACUACGCAGGCCACAUGUUCCUGCAGGACAACGGCGACAUCCUCAGCGACCACAACGGCGUGCUCGUCGACUUUGCCUGGACCGCCGUCGACCGCUUCGCCCUCUCCGACACCUUUGGCGGCGAAGGCGGAACCUGGUUCAACGACCUCGACACCGUUGCUGCGGCCAGCUCCGCAAAAGUCGCCUCGCUCACGCUGAGGGGCGCCGACCGCGUCGAUAGCAUCGCGUUGAAGCUGGCGUCCGGCCAGACCCUCGCCCAUGGCGGUACUGGCGGCACAGAGGCCAGCUUGACCCUCGCCAGCGGAGAGACGCUCACCGAGGCUACGUUGUGCCAGGGCCAGAGGAACGGCGGUAACAGGCUGUUUUACGCACAGUUCAAGACUAGUGCUGGCAGGACGCUCGCCACGGGUGUUAAGACGAGCGAUUGCGUUACGAGGACUGCGCCCGCGGGUAAGAGCAUUGUUGGGCUUUUGGGUCGUGCCGCGGAUGGGGUCGAUCAGGCUGGGCUUAUUUACUCAAAGUAA
Bipolaris maydis ATCC 48331 is the source of this 1323-nucleotide messenger RNA. Its product is annotated as Endonuclease/exonuclease/phosphatase. Lineage: Eukaryota; Fungi; Ascomycota; Dothideomycetes; Pleosporales; Pleosporaceae. The record is from RefSeq and is a predicted model, not a curated record.